Mangifera indica (mango) is the source of this 1212-nucleotide messenger RNA. Its product is annotated as calmodulin-like protein 30. The coding region runs from base 510 to 989 and encodes 159 amino acids. Lineage: Eukaryota; Viridiplantae; Streptophyta; Magnoliopsida; Sapindales; Anacardiaceae. Gene Ontology annotation, molecular function: calcium ion binding. The transcript is spliced from 2 exons. The record is from RefSeq and is a predicted model, not a curated record.
AGCUCUAAAUGCAUUGAAAUGAAAUGGUAUUUCUGAAUAAUAGGGAAUAUUUCCAAUUCAACUCAAUUUUCCCUCAACUCAAGUACGUGUACGUACCUUCCUUCUGACAUUCUUUUUCUCGAAGAUGAAGGCAUCUUUUACUUUUUAAACUAUGCCGGAAGGAAAGGUUGGAUUGGAUGUGAUAAAUCAAAGAAGAUGCUUAUCAAUUUGUUACGGAAAGGAUCAUAUAUACAUAUAUAUAUAUAUUAUUGCUUGUCUACUUGUUACCAUGUAGUCCAUUGCUUUUUUCCUUUCAUCCAUCUACCCGAAUUAAAUUACCGCGAAACUUCCCUCAAGUUUCAUGAAAGUUAUUUGCCGAAUAAGAAUCUUCAUGAUUAUUUUCAUAAAGGAAAAAUUAAGGCCAAGAGGAACCCGCAACUUAUAUGUAUAUAUAUGAAGUUCGGGAGUAAGUAGCAGUCAAGCUCGAUCAUUUAAAGUCUACUAAAAAAUCACCCCAGUUGAGCACCUCUAUGGAAAGGAAAAAUUCUAGGGCUUCACAGAUGAUGCAACUAAAUGUACAGGAGAUGAGAUCCGUCUUCGACAAAUUUGACACUAACAAAGAUGGGAAGAUCUCUCGGCAGGAGUACAAAGCGGCUUUACACCUGCUUGGUAAAGGAGUAGCAGAAACUGAAGCUGCUAAAUCCUUUCAGUUGGUUGACACUGAUGGAGAUGGAUUCAUUGACUUCAAAGAGUUCAUGGAAAUGAUGCGGGGCACGGGAGAGGGGGCAAGCUGGAAAAGUGACAUUCAAGGAGCGUUUCAAGUGUUUGAUUUGAAUGGAGAUAAAAAGAUAAGUGCUGAAGAGUUAAUGGAGGUUUUGACGAGAAUGGGAGAAAGAUGCAGCCUUGAUGCUUGUAGAAAAAUGAUUCGAGGAGUGGAUGCUGAUGGGGAUGGCUUUGUUGACAUGGAUGAGUUUAUGGCCAUGAUGACUCGCACCAUGAAAGUCCCUUAGUGAUUAAUUUUGCCAUGCAACUUUAAUCCUAAUAAAAUCCAAUCUUUGACAUUUCUUAGCCACGGUAUGUGGGUAUCAUGAUGUUGAAAUAAUCAAGCUUGAGGAGUAUAUUGCUUGUACUACAUCUCUUCUAAUGUCUCUCCUGUGUCAGUUUAAAAUUUCCGAGUGUGUAAAAGCUAUACGUAUUCACUUUUAAAAAAUAAAUAGAUAUUUAUUUGAUAGA